AUGUCAUUUGCCGGGACACCUUUAGGUCAAGGCAGACGUCUCGAUCAUCAAACGUUUUUAGGAAAACCGCCAUCGUCUAACGGGAGUACAGGAAAUAAUAACCCACAAACUCAAAGAAUUACACCGGUCCCAACUUCUUAUUCUUCUGGUGCACCACCAUUAGGCUCUCGAUCACCACCUAAACCUUCUUCUUCACGUGAACGUGUCGAUACCACCAAUCUCAAUCCUGAAAAGUGGAGUGUCCGUGACACCAGCGUCAACGCCGCCAGCGCCAUCUACCAAGCCAUGUCCAACCCUAACACUGCGUGGGCUUCUAGCUCACGAACCGCCAGAACUUCUAAUCCUCCCAGGAGCACUUCUGUUGAAUAUGAAUCUCAAGCAUCAAACAACGCCCGCAGGCUGGGCGCACCUCCGAGUCGAUUAGGAUCUAAAACCAACAACAAGCCGUUGUCGAUGAAUAGCUCCUCGAGAAGCAUCGUCCCAGAUUCAGAGGGAGAACAAAGCCAGAGUCAGAUAUUGGACUAUAGUCGAGAAAAAAGUCCAUUCUCAUUCGAUCAACUCACCAAUCUGGCUCAGACAGCGAUUCAGAAGACUUCUUACUUUGUGAGGGAGAAACAGAGAGAGGAUCAACAGCCGAAUGGGAAUGCGAGCUAUGAUUAUUCGGCGGAGGAAAGGGAGUACCAGCAGUAUGAGAGGAACGUCAAUGCAAAUGCAUCGUCAUCCAAAAACCUUUCCUCCUCAGCCGUGCAUCGCAAAAACCGAAUAUCGACGGAUAACAAAGCAUACAAACCCAGUCAAGAGGAAUUAGAAGAAUCCUCGGACGAUGAUGUUUCCGAUACGAGGAGGAGGAGACGAAAGAAGGGAGCUAGUGGGCCUGCUGGUGGUCCGCUGACCACCUUGCCUAAAGUCGGCCCGGAGAAGAGACGGAAGAAGGGGAGCAGGAAAACGAAAGGUGGUGCAGCGAACGGAGAAGAAGAAGAUGAGGAGGAGGAGACUGACAAGGAACAGAACAUAUCCGCAUCCCAACGUGCUUCUGUUCCUCCACCUGCAAGACGAUCCCAAUCCCGCCAACCACCCGACAACUCCCUAUCCUUCAUCCAAAACCAAAGUCACUCCCUUAACCUCGAUGCCAUACCUGAAGACCCUGAUCCCGACCUAGUUGAUCCAGAAUCCAAUCCAGGCGAAUUCUACGACGAUUCUUACUCACACCGAUCUUACCUCGACGACACCCACUCCCUUACCAGUCUCCGCCCAUCAUCUGGCAUCGGUGCCAGACUCGGCACGAUCGUCUACACCCUCUUCCGUCUCAUUGGCACGGGGUUGACAUCUGUAGCGCAUUUCGCUGGAAGAGCCUUGGGUCAAAUCGUCAGCGUGCUGGUACUCUGGCCGAUUCGAGGGGUGUUGCAGCUCCCAAAAAAUCCGUUGGCGUAUUAUUUCCUUGUGGCUUUUGUCAUCUUGUUCGGAGCAUGGACAGUCAAUAAAGUUCCUACUGGCUUAUCACCGCCGUCGUCAGGAUGGCGCUUACCAUCUCCCUGGCCUUUUUCUUCCUCUGGUGGUUCGAUAAAAUACACUCCACCUGCUCUUCCCGUGGAAAACGUUGCCGAGCUCAACGCCCGACUCCGUGCUCUCGAAUCGACCUUGAGUGCCCUUGUGCUGGAGAAUGAGCAAACAAAAACAAGGUUGAGGAUGACUGAGGAAGAGGUCAAGGAGUACGAGAAGGAAAGAGCUAAAGAAGCGAAAGAAAAAGAACGAGAGCAGGUCACGGAACGGCAGAGAGAAAGAUCGCGGAUGCAGCAACAGGCUAUCGAGAGGGAGAAAGACCGGGAGCGGGCUACCCAACAAGGCAAAUCCGAGCCUGGUGAAAUCAAGGAGAUUGUUGGAAGACUCGGUGCGUUGGAGGGGUUAGUGAAGACAGAUAUAAGCGGGAGGGUGUCCAAGGUUGAGGAUGUUGUCGGCGGAUUCAACCGUAUUCAAGAAAGAAAGGAGAAAGAAGAGAGGGAGAGACAAGCUCGGUUGGCUGUUGAGGCCAAAGAAGCAAGGGAGGCGAGAGAACGCGAGGAACGGUUCAAGGAGCGGUUGGAAAGGGAUGUCAGAGAGCGUGAGCAAAAGGAAAGGGAAAGAGACCAACGAGAAAGAGAGAAAGAAAAUCAACGCCAAAAGGAGGAGAAGGAAAGGCAGCAGAGGGAAGAGCGAGAGCGGCUGGUUUUGAAUCAAGUCAAGAAAGAGAUGGAGAGUUUGAAGAGCGUUAUCGGUGCUCUUCAGUCACAACCUUCCUCUGGUUCAGGAUCUUCCUCGGUGGGUAGCGACAUUGAAGCCCGCACACAGCUCGCUUUACUCGAAGAACGAAUUGGGUCUAUCGAAGGAGGGGUUAAAGAAGCUCUUGAUCUCGGAAACAAUGCCUUGAAGACAAUUAAGUCUUCCUCCCAACAUCCUGAUUCCCAAUCAAACUGGUGGUCCAAAAUUUCCCCCUCCUCCUCUUCUAAGUCAGGCCUAACAAUCAAAUCCACCGACGGACAAGAUGUCACUUCCCUGCUCACUCACCUUGUCUCUUCUGCUGUCUCAUCCGCCAUAUCCAUACACAGCAAAGACAGUAUCGCCCGCGCAGAUUAUGCCCUCCAUUCAGGCGGAGCGAGGGUUAUACCCUCAUUAACUUCCGAUACGUUUGCUCUUCGGAUACCGAGCACCUUCACUUCGCAGUUGCUUGGUCUGAUACCGUUCUCUGGAUCCGGAUUCGGAUUUGGUGGACCUGGGAGUGUAGCUGUGGGUCGGCCACCAGUGUGGGCUCUGCACCCAGAUAUCACGAACGGUUUGUGCUGGCCGUUCCCUGGUUCCCAUGGACAGUUGGGUAUAGCACUCGCUGCGCCAGUGGUAGUGGAUUCGGUGACGAUUGAUCAUGUCGCAGCGGAGACGGCGUAUGAAGAUGGGUUGGUAGAAGUCGAAGAGGAAGGUCAGGACGGGGAUGAGGACGUUGAAGAUGGGCAUGUAGAUAAGACAAACAGAAGGAGGAGUAAACGACGUAGCGCACCAAGGGAGAUGGAGGUUUGGGGUCUGGUGGAGGGGAGGGAGAACAUCCACAAGGUCAAGGAGUGGAGGGAAGGCUUAAUAACUCAGCGCCAGGCAAAGAACGCUGCUCGAGAAAGAGGGGAAGAGCAGGACUUUAACCAUCUCGACGACCUACUCGGGACAUCGGAACUCGAUGUUCCUUACCCAUCUACUCUACCAAAAUCGCCCACGUACAUCCGGCUCGCAUCGUUCACCUACGAUAUCCACUCGCCUUCGCACAUCCAGACUUUCCCAGUCCUACCGUACCUCAGCAAAUACGGAAAACUCGGAGAGGCAGGGGUGGAUUUCGGGGUGGUGGUGUUGGUGGUGAGGAGUAAUUGGGGGAUGGAGGAGUAUACGUGUUUGUAUAGGGUUAGAGUGCAUGGGGAGAGAGGGAUGAUAGGCGGGAUCGAGGAGAGUUGGUGA
This is a messenger RNA of Lentinula edodes (shiitake mushroom), 3468 nucleotides long. RefSeq lists its product as uncharacterized. The coding region runs from base 1 to 3468 and encodes 1155 amino acids. Gene Ontology annotation, cellular component: nuclear envelope; meiotic nuclear membrane microtubule tethering complex. The record is from RefSeq and is a predicted model, not a curated record. The transcript has 3 exons. Gene Ontology annotation, biological process: nuclear envelope organization. Gene Ontology annotation, molecular function: protein-membrane adaptor activity. Lineage: Eukaryota; Fungi; Basidiomycota; Agaricomycetes; Agaricales; Omphalotaceae.